Molecule: messenger RNA, 1959 nt
Organism: Lathyrus sativus (Indian pea)
Lineage: Eukaryota; Viridiplantae; Streptophyta; Magnoliopsida; Fabales; Fabaceae
Source: the annotation of a GenBank genome assembly
AUGCUGGGAAAAAGUGUCUCGAAAGAGCACUUUCAGCCCCGAACAUGUUCGGGGAAGAAACCAUUGAAAACUGGCCAGGAUAAAGGGAAUUUAGAGGAUAUUGUUUUCAUUGACUUAGAUAGUGAUCAGUUUGAUGAUGUAGAAAUCAUAGAUUGUCCUGAAGUUGUUACGCAAAAGUUGCGUGGGUCAAGUGGGACGAGUAGAGGUAGGAUAUCGACACCUCAAAGUGUUAUUAGCAUUGAUGAUGAUGACGACGAUGAAAGUGAUGACGUGUAUGAUCCUGAAAUUUUUGUAGAUGGUGUUGGAGAGUUGGAUAGUGAUGCGUCUUCGAAUAAAAGAUUUUAUACAGCUUCGAGAUCUAUGCAACAUUCUGUAGUUGUAGAUGUUGAUGAUGUCGUUGAAAAAGAUUCUGUUUCAAAGAGGCAAAAAAGUGAUAAAGCUUCCGUGUCUAACGGGAAAAAGCGCGAGGAAGUAUUCACUCCAAAGCCUGCUGAAAGAAAUUGUUAUGGUUUAUUUGAGUCUGAAAGUGAUAGUGAUUGUUCUGAUUGUGAGGUUAUUAAACGUGAACAGUGGGAAAAGGUUUCAGCAAAGAGAAAGUUCCGUGUAUUUAAUGAGCAUGCCAGUUCUUCUGGCUUACAGAAAAAUAUUUACAAUAAUAUAGAUAUAGAAGUGGAAAAUAGGUCUAGCAAGCAUGGGAAAGACCAUUUAUAUGGUCCUAGCAGUAGUAAAAAUGUAAAAGAGAAUCAAUCUUCCUUCACUGUUAAGGAUGAUAUUCGGCACGGGGAAAAAACAACUAAAGAAAAAGUUUAUCCCUGCCCCAAGUUGAAAAACUGCAAUUUCUGUAAUGGUGUUACUGGUCCUUCAGGGUUAGACAAUGAGCGGGGAGAUGAAGAGUCUGAGUUUAAGGAUGCUACUCGACAUGGAGAAAGGACAACUACAGAAAAAGUUUCUGCCUGCCCCAACUCUGAAAACUCUAAUUUCUCUAAUGGUGUUACGGGUCCUUCAGGGUUAGACAAUGAACGAGGUGAUGAAAAGUCUGAAUUUAAGGAUGCUACUCGACAUGGAGAAAGGACAACUACAGAAAAAGUUCAUGCUCGCCCCAACUCUGAAAACUCUAAUUUCUCUAAUGGUGUUACUGGUCCUUCAGGGUUCGAGAAAGAACUAGGUGAUAAAGAGAAGUUUAUGAGCUCCAACCAAGAUGUACAAGACAUGCAAGUUGACGAUAAUGAAUCUCCAUUGAAUGCACAUGACAGGCAAGUUGACGAUGAUGAAUCUCCAUUGAAUGCACAUGACAGGCAAAUUGAUAAUGAUGAAUCUCCAUCAAGGAGUAAAAAUGACAAUAUUUCAAAAGGGAAUUUUAACGGUACCUCUUUUGAAAAAAUACAUUUUAAUGGUCCUGAGUUUGAGUUACGUACUCAAGAUGCUGAUCUUAAUGCGUCAAAUGAAAAGAAUAUAAUUAAUCAAAAAGAAAAGCUUAAGGAAACCGAUUUAUAUAAACAAGCCAUGGAAGAGGAAUGGGCAUCAAGACAGCGACAAUUGCAAAUUCAGUCAGAGGAAGCACAAAAAUUGCGCAAAAGAAAAAAGGCUGAAAGUCGCCGAUUGCAGGACAUUGAAAGAAGGCAAAAAGAACGCGUUGAAGAAGUGAGAGAGACAGAUAAGAAGGAGGAAGAAUAUAUGAACAUGAAAGAGCAACUGCGGGGUGAAGUACUGAAGAAGCUCAAUCAAUUGGAGAAUGAAUGCUCAGAUAUGACGUCACUGCUUCGUGGCUUAGGAAUAACUGUGGGGACAAGUCUUAGACCUUUACCCAAUGAGGUGCAUGCUGCCUACAAACGGGCUAUGUUUAAGUUCCAUCCAGACCGUGCAUCAAAAACUGACCUGCGCGAGCAUGUUGAGGCCGAGGAGAAGUGCAAGCUCAUCUCACGAAUGAAGGAGAAGUUUUGUAAUACUUCAUGGCACUAG